Molecule: messenger RNA, 1589 nt
Organism: Klebsormidium nitens
Lineage: Eukaryota; Viridiplantae; Streptophyta; Klebsormidiophyceae; Klebsormidiales; Klebsormidiaceae
Source: the annotation of a GenBank genome assembly
GUCCGUAUCAAAGCUGGGGAAGCGCUAGCUGCGUCUUGCAUUCCGCAUUCUCUGACUUUUCUCUCCGCCAAGUCACACGGACAUAAUGGCGGCCUCUUCCCUCCAGGCUCGCUUUGCUUGCAGCAGGGCUGCAUUUGCGGCUCCGGGGUCUGCCAGACAAAGCAGCAGCCGCACAUUCUGCGCACCUAUCGCCGCUUAUUCUGCGCCAGCAUUGCAAUGCAGGUUGCAGAAGACAGUUGCGGCAGGUUCCUAUGCAGGACUUAGAAAGGCGGGGGUCCUCGACGCACAGGAGAAGCAUGCCAGCCUCGCUCAGCAGGUCAGCAAUGCGGCGCCGAGGGCGUCCUCCCGGCGCAGUGCCGGCGUGACCAUGAGCGCCAGCGGCGAGCCAAAGAAGAUUCUCAUGAUGGGAGGCACGCGCUUCAUCGGCCUGUACCUCGCCAGGCUGCUCGUCAAAGCUGGCCACGAGGUGACGCUCUUCACCAGGGGGAAGACGGCUGUCACGUCACAGCUGCCCGGCGAAUCUGACGCUGACUACAAAGAGUACGAGUCAAAGGUGAAGCACAUCAAGGGCGACCGCUCCGACCCCGAACUCGUGAAGAGCCUGCUGGAAGGCAAGGGCUUCGAAGUCGUCUAUGACAUCAACGGCCGCGAGGCUUCCGACGCCGAGCCCAUUUUGGACGCCAUCCCCGAGCUGGACCAGUACAUCUUCUGCUCGUCCGCGGGCGUGUACCUCAAGUCCGACCUGAUGCCGCACUUCGAGUCCGACGCCGGCGACCCGAAGUCGCGCCACAAGGGCAAGCUCGACACGGAGUCGCUCCUCGAGAAGCGCGGCGUCAAGUGGACCAGCGUUCGUCCGGUUUACAUCUACGGACCGCUGAACUACAACCCGGUGGAGGAGUGGUUCUUCCAGCGGCUCAAGGCGGGGCGGCCGAUCCCAGUCCCCGGGUCGGGGAUGCAAAUCACGCAGCUGGGGCACGUCAAGGAUUUGGCGGAGGCGUUCGUGGCGGUGCUGGGCAACCCGAAGGCGAUCGGCCAGGUGUACAACAUCUCGGGCGCCAAGUACGUCACCUUUGACGGCAUCGCGCGCGCAUGUGCCAAGGCGGGCGGCUUCCCGGAGCCCGAGAUCGUGCACUUCAACGCCAAGGACUUCGACUUCGGGAAGAAGAAGCCGUUCCCCCUGCGCGACCAGCACUUUUUCACAUCCAUUGAGAAGGCUGAGGCUGACCUGGGGUGGACGCCCAAGUUCGACCUGGUCGGUGGGCUCAAGGACUCGUACGACCUUGAUUUCGGCCGAGGUACUCAGCGGAAAGAAGCGGACUUCAGCACCGACGACAUGAUCCUGGAGAAGGUCGGCAAGAAGAAGCACUAAUCAGGAAAGGACCAAAUUGCACGCCAUGUUUUUGCGCGAGUUGACACUGGCAGGAGUUGUAACUUUCUGUCCGACCAGGUAUGUAUUGGCAGUACCUUCUUGAUAAGAAUAUUUUUGAGCUCUUCGCACAUCAUUAAUUUGCUGUACGCAUGACCUGUUAAGUUUCGGUUAGGUUUGAGGGGGACUGCACGUUGUCAUUUCUCGCAGCUACAUCACAAAA